AUGACGACUUCACGACUUGACCGAUUGGUCGUUCUACUGGAGACCGGCUCUACACAACUCAUCCGUAAUACUGCCGCGCAACAGCUCGCGGACGUCCAGAAGAAUCACCCAGACGARCUCUUUAAUUUGCUCACUCGUGUCGUGCCCUAUCUUCGAUCACACUCUUGGGACACGCGCACUGCUGCUGCACGCGCUAUUGGCGGCAUCGUCGAACAUGCAGAAAAGUUCGAUCCCAAUGCCACCAUCGACGAGAUCUCCAACGGGGACGACCAUAACCCCGUGAAGCAGGAUCCACCAUCGUCCCAAUCAUCGCCAGAGCAGUUACAUCUUGCGACCCUCGAUGUUGAGGCAAUUCUCACCUAUGGCAAGGAACUGCYCGGUAGUGCCGGUAAGCAGUAUGAUUACAAACUGGCCGGUCUGAACGCUGCAGAGCGAUUAGCCCACCAAAAGAAAACCCUCACUUCACGUCUUGGAUUAGGCGGGCAGUACAUUGAAGAAGACCUUGUCAGCGACAAAGAUAUUGCUUUUCGAUCUGCGUCAGUGUCAGCUCAAAAUCUUCCCAAACUGGACACAGACUCUGGCAAGACGAGUGAGGAUGCCGCCACCAAAUCUCCAGACGAGCCGCAGCCAGCUACCCCAGGAGGAGGUGAGAUGAGCAAGCGACAGCUCAACAUGCUCAAGCGACGCCGCAAGGAAGAACUUAAGCGCGACAACAAGAAGUUCAAAUACGACUUUGCAACACGCCGCGAGAGUGUCAGUGCGCAAACACCAACAGAGGAGAUCAAGCCAGAGUUCAAGCAGGAACCAGAUGAAAAUGGCAGUGCGGACUAUCUUUCUCUCGAUCGAAAAGGCGGUGAUGAUGAUUCAAAAGUUGUCUCAGAGUUCAAAGGUGUGCCCAUUGCGGAAAAGUCUGCGUUACUUGCGGAUGGCGAGGAGGAAGGCAACGAUUGGCCAUUCGAGAGACUUUGUGAGUUCCUGACGGUCGACUUAUUCGAUCCGUCUUGGGAGAUUCGGCACGGCGCUGCAAUGGGUCUUCGAGAGAUCGUGCGCGUCCACGGGGCCGGCGCAGGUCGCCGUGCUGGCAACACCAAGGAGGAAAACGACCAGCUGAACCGUGCAUGGUUGGAUGACCUCGGAUGCCGCAUCUGCUGUGUGUUCAUGCUGGACCGAUUCGCGGACUAUGUUUCUGACAAUGCUGUGGCGCCGAUCAGAGAGACGGUGGGACAAGUUCUCGGUGCUGUCCUGCAGUUCCUUCCACCGGAGUCAGUGCACGAGAUUAACCGGAUCCUCUACAGACUGGUAAUGCAAAAGGAUCUCAAAGUAUCGCGACGGAUCUGGCAUGCGUGUCAUGGUGGCAUGAUUGGUAUGCGCUAUCUGGUUGCUGUUCGAACGGAUCUACUCUUCCAAGAUCGCUCUCUAAUGGACGGCGUCUUGGAGUGCGUAAUCAAAGGGCUUGGAGAUCAGGACGACGAUGUUCGCUCUGUCAGUGCGGCGACCCUCAUACCAGUGGCAAAAGAGUUCGUCAAUGUCCGAUCAGACGAGCUGGGUCAUCUUAUCAGCGUGGUCUGGGAAUGUCUGUCUAGCCUCUCGGAUGACCUCAGCGCGAGUACUGGUUCCGUGAUGGAUCUAUUGGCCAAACUGUGCAGCUUCCCAGAAGUGCUGGCCGCGAUGAAGCAGAACGCAGCCAACGAUCCAGAGCAAUCGUUCUAUGAGCUUGUACCGCGAUUAUAUCCCUUCCUGCGACACACCAUCACCAGUGUGCGGUCUGCUGUUCUUCGUGCGCUUCUCACAUUCAUCAACAUCGACGGCGAGGAUACUAAAGGCUGGAUCAAUGGCAAGGCCCUCCGCUUGGUCUACCAGAAUCUCAUCGUCGAGCGCAAUGAAGCUGUCUUGAAGCUUUCGCUUGAGGUGUGGGAAGCCCUCGUUGAUGCAUUAAUGAGCAAAGGCCCACACUCUUUCAGUCAAGAGUUCGAGGCUCACGCCUCUCCUCUGAUCACUUUGACGCUGCAUCCCAUCGGUAUCAGCCGCCAUCCAAUUCCCAUGGWCGCUACAUUGUUCAUCAAGCCUUCGGGGCAGACCUAUCUGCCUCUUGCGAAUGCCCACCGUGCGUCACCUGUUAAUGGCGCGGAGCCUCCAAAGAAGCGUCGCAAAUCGGAAAAGAAGGAGCCAUCCGUACCACCUCCCUCGUCAACGACACACAACAUCGAUGCAGCUAUGAUGCAGGGUGAUGUCGAUCUCGUCGGGGCCGACGUGAUGAUCAGAAGUCGUAUAUUUGCAACCCGAGCGAUCGGUAAGGCGGUGGCUCUGUGGCCAGCCGAUGAGUGCGAAGCCUUUUUUGGACCAAAGCUGCUACCUGGGCUCACUUCGGUCUACGCAUCGACACAGUUGUUCACAGCCAUGGCGUUUGAAGGAUUUGCUUCUUGCAAGACUCAGGGUGAGAGCUUUUUAAGUUCUGCAUGUUCGGAGCUGCGGAAUCUCGUCGACGAUACCAGACCCGGCUGGUAUAGCGACUUGACUAGCUAUCUCCGCAUCGCUAGAGCGCAGUGUCAACAACUCCUCAACGCGUUCCAAGAGCACGGUCACGUACCGGGCAGUAAGCUCCCUAUUGUGGCUGUGGUCUGUCAGGGCGAACCGGAAGCCGGCAAGAACGCAUUCUCUAUACAGGAUGCGGAGAAGAUUGUGUCUCAGGACUAUGAACGUCUCAAGAAGGGCCUUUCCACAGUGCAGCGUAUGACGGCAGCCGAGGCUCUUGCAACUGCAAAGAUGGAUGCUGAGGCUGCCAUAAGCGAAGCGCACAAUGCGAAAGCGCAGGCUGACUUGCGUAUUCGAUCAUCUGCAGCAGCGGCCCUCAUCGCUUUCCAGAGCGUGCCCAAAAAGCCACAGAUGACAAUCAAGGCAGUCAUGGACAGCAUUAAAGAGGAGGAAAAUGUGGAUCUCCAGCACAGGACAGCUACAGCGAUUUCAGUACUCAUCAGCCAACUUGUCGCGCAAGAGCGCAACAAGGUGGUAGAGAAGGUUGUUGGUAAUCUGGUCAAAUUCUGUUGUAUGGAGACUGGCGAGACCCCAGAGUUUCACCCCAAUGCGGAUCGCGAGGUUGGCAUUCUGUCCUUGCAAAAGGAUGAAGACAUCCAGGAUCGACCGGACGCCGCAAAAUACGAACGCGAGGUCAGAGCUGCCAGAAUAACCCGCCGUGGUGCGAAGGACGCACUGGAACAGCUCUGCCGGACUUUUGGUGGCGAUCUCUUCGCCAGAGUUCCGAAACUUCAGGCUGUGAUUGAGGGACCUGUGCGGGAAUGUUUCACCGAUGAGCUCCCUGCCGGCAUCACGGAUCCCGACUCUUCACUCGGACAGGAGGCCGUCGAUGGGAUGUCGACUUUGAGAGCUCUCGUAGCCACACUCGACCCAUCGCUCCAUUCGUGGGUUCUGCAACUACUUCCUUUCGUUGCACGAGCUCUCCAGAGCAAACUCGCUGUAUUACGAUAUACGGCAGCCAAGUGCUUUGCCAGUGUGUGCAGUGUCAUCACUGUCCAAGGCUUCACUAUGCUUGUUGAACAAGUCAUCCCGCCCAUCAACAAUGCUCAUGAGGUUGUACACAGACAAGGUGCAAUUGAGUGCAUCUAUCACCUCAUCCAAGUCAUGGGCGACGGCAUCUUGCCAUAUGUCAUCUUMCUCUUGGUACCCGUUCUUGGGCGUAUGAGCGAUUCGGAUGGUGGCGUACGUCUCAUCGCGACCACAGCGUUUGCGACACUCGUUAAGCUGGUACCAUUAGAAGCUGGUAUUCCCGAUCCACCAGGUCUCCCCCAGUCUCUUCUCGAGGGCCGUGAUCGAGAGCGCAAGUUCAUCUCACAGAUGCUCGAUCCGAAGAAAGUGGAGCCCUUCCACAUUCCCGUCGCAAUCAAGGCUGAGUUACGCUCAUAUCAGCAAGACGGUGUCAACUGGCUCGCUUUCCUCAACCGUUAUCAUCUUCAUGGCGUCCUCUGUGACGACAUGGGACUUGGCAAGACGCUUCAGACUUUGUGCAUCGUUGCAAGCGACCAUCAUCUUCGAGCGGAGGAAUUUGCCAAGACGCAAGCGCCAGACGUGCGACGUAUGCCAUCUCUCAUCAUUUGCCCACCCACCCUCACUGGACAUUGGAAGCAAGAGAUCCGCACAUAUGCUCCUUUCCUGACUGCUGUGGCGUUUGCAGGCCCUCCAGCGGAGCGUGGUAAAGUGCGUGACCAGUUGGCCACUGCUGAUGUUGUCAUUACUUCCUACGAUAUUGCUCGUAAUGAUGUCGAGCUGCUCGCUCCCAUCAACUGGAACUACCUCGUCUUGGACGAAGGCCAUUUGAUCAAGAACCCCAAAGCCAAAGUGACCCAGGCUGUGAAGAGACUACCUAGCAACCACCGCCUCAUUCUUUCCGGCACGCCAAUUCAGAACAAUGUGCUGGAGUUGUGGUCUCUCUUCGACUUCCUCAUGCCAGGCUUUCUCGGAACAGAGAAGGUUUUCCAGGAUCGAUUCGCCAAGCCCAUCGCCGCCAGUCGAUUCGCAAAGUCUUCGUCCAAGGAACAAGAGGCCGGCGCUCUUGCCAUCGAGUCCCUGCACAAACAGGUUCUACCCUUCCUACUUCGUCGUCUGAAGGAAGAGGUCCUGAAUGAUCUUCCACCGAAGAUCCUCCAAAACUACUACUGCGACCUCAGCGAUCUCCAGAAGCGCCUGUUUGAUGACUUCACUAAGAAGGAGGCUCGAUCUCUGCAGGACAUGGCUGGCAAUCCCGACAAAGAAGCCAAGCAGCACAUUUUCCAGGCACUCCAAUACAUGCGCAAACUUUGCAAUUCGCCUGCAAUGGUCAUGAAAGAAGGGCACAAACAGUACGCUGAGAUCCAGGCGAUGCUCGCAAAGUCCAACUCCAACUUGAAGGAUCCCAAGCACGCACCCAAACUCACAGCACUGCGCGACUUGCUGGUCGACUGCGGCAUUGGAGCCUCCUCCAAUGCGGAUAGCGGAGGAGUGCCGACUGCUGACCAAGCAGUCUCGCAACAUCGUGCUCUCAUCUUCUGUCAGAUGAAGGAGAUGCUUGACAUGGUGGAGAACACCGUCAUUAAAAAGAUGUUGCCGGGUGUGACUUUCUCCCGGUUGGAUGGAUCCGUCGAAGCUUCGAAGCGCCAGGACAUUGUCAACAAAUUCAAUUCUGAUCCUUCCAUUGAUUGCCUUCUUUUGACGACUAGCGUUGGUGGACUGGGAUUGAAUUUAACCGGAGCCGAUACUGUCAUUUUCGUCGAACAUGACUGGAACCCGCAAAAAGACCUGCAAGCCAUGGACCGUGCUCAUCGAAUCGGGCAGAAGAAGGUCGUCAAUGUCUACCGUCUUGUUACGCGAGGCACGCUGGAGGAGAAGAUUCUCAACCUUCAGCGAUUCAAGAUUGAUGUGGCGUCCACGGUGGUGAAUCAGCAGAAUGCCGGUCUAGGAACUAUGGAGACGGAUCAGAUCCUGGAUCUUUUCAAUCUCGGCGAGACGGAUCCUAAUCUUGCCAUUGCAGAGGGUGGGAACGAUACCAAUGGUGUUGACGAAUCUAAUGCUGUUGAUGCUGAGGGUAAUAUGCGCGAAAAGGGCAAAAAGGGCAUUUUGGAUGAGCUGAGUGAGCUCUGGGAUGACAAGCAGUACGAGGAAGAGUUUAAUCUUGACGGAUUCCUGAAGACUAUGAAGGCAUAG
Molecule: messenger RNA, 5691 nt
Organism: Ramularia collo-cygni
Lineage: Eukaryota; Fungi; Ascomycota; Dothideomycetes; Mycosphaerellales; Mycosphaerellaceae
Product: probable SNF2 family DNA-dependent ATPase domain-containing protein
Exons: 2
Coding region: 1-5691 (1896 amino acids)
Molecular function (GO): ATP binding; ATP-dependent chromatin remodeler activity; DNA binding
Source: RefSeq, a predicted model, not a curated record